Messenger RNA from Mandrillus leucophaeus (drill), 1045 nucleotides. RefSeq lists its product as uncharacterized. The record is from RefSeq and is a predicted model, not a curated record. The transcript has 6 exons. Lineage: Eukaryota; Metazoa; Chordata; Mammalia; Primates; Cercopithecidae. The coding region runs from base 1 to 825 and encodes 274 amino acids.
AUGGUAGGGAAAAUAAAAGAAGUCUUCAGAGAUGUCUGUGUCUCUCCAGAGAAAAACAGCAGUAUUACUUCACCAGUUGGCUUAAUGGAAUCAGUCAGAAUCAGCCCCAUGCAGUUUUCCCUGCCUAAUUUCCCCAUCACCUGUUCAAAUACAGCCAUUACUUUGGCAGUACUUGUUUCAAAAACACUGCUACCUGAAGUAUUUUCAGAGACCUUCACGUGGACUGUUUUUGCAACUCUUAUUCCAUGGGUCAUAUGGCCUCAGCCUGAUUUUUCAGAGGCACAUCAGAACUUGGAGCUGAGGAGUGAGGACCAAGUCUUGCCCCGUGAAGUCUCAGGUCAGCGCCAAGAGUCUGGGGCACCAUUACCAGUCCCACGCAGGGUAACAAGCCACGAGGGAACCAAGGUGGGAAGCCAAGAGAAUCAAGAAGCAUGUGUGAUGAGGGGGCUUCAAGCUGGCCCUGGGGAGGCAUUCUGGAGGAAUUUCCUGAGCCGGAGUCCAGAGUUUGCCAUAGGUUUUUACGUGUGCCUCUGGACCAAAGUUUGGAGGGUAACGUCUUCCUCUGAGGUAGUGGAAGAACCUGCCGAUGGAGGGACCACAGAAGGAUCUAUGGGAGAACAACGGGAACUGCAGGAGAGCAACAAUGACCAUGAGGGAUUCAAGGAUUAUGCAUCUCUGCACCUACGAUACACCAACUGGCAGUUCCAUCAUUUGAAAGAAAAUCUUCAAGGUAAAGAUGUUUACAAUGACACAAAAACCUUUCAAAGGUAUCAUGGUCCUAAAGGGCUUUCUCCAAGGGGCAGCAUGGUGUGUUCCAGGCCCUGAUGAGAGGUGAAUGUGUGGGCACGGGUGUCUCGUGAGCCUGACGCUCUCCAUCCCUCUCUGACCAUUUACGCCUUUUGUCUGUCUGUGCUUUCAAAGGUCAAACCCUUGUGAGAAAUACUUGCUCUAUUAAUCAUCUUGGAAGACUGCUCCAGACACAUUUUCAGAAGGGAUGUAGUAAGUUUUGUCUGCACAGUGCACCCUGGGAAAAGAGUUUCCCUUC